This is a messenger RNA of Leptopilina heterotoma, 2039 nucleotides long. RefSeq names its product probable inactive tRNA-specific adenosine deaminase-like protein 3. Gene Ontology annotation, molecular function: tRNA-specific adenosine-34 deaminase activity. Gene Ontology annotation, cellular component: cytoplasm; nucleus. Gene Ontology annotation, biological process: tRNA wobble adenosine to inosine editing. The coding region runs from base 352 to 1587 and encodes 411 amino acids. The record is from RefSeq and is a predicted model, not a curated record. The transcript is spliced from 2 exons. Lineage: Eukaryota; Metazoa; Arthropoda; Insecta; Hymenoptera; Figitidae.
GUUGGAUAGUCUCUCUAAAAUAUCGAAUUCCCUCGAGUUCGAGAAGUGAGUUGUGAGUUGAUGGCAUUUGGUUCUAACUUCUUGUCAGUGAAUUAAUAUUAUUUUUGUACCUAUUGUAAUGUCACGUGAAACACUUAGCCAACUAUAGAAAAUUUAUUGUCUCGACAAUAAAAAAUAAAGUAUUUUUUUACGAUAUUAACGAAGAUAUUUUCUUCACUAUCAAAAAUAAAGUAUCUAAUAAGGAAGAUAUCUAAUAAGGAAGACAAUAAAAAGUGAUACAAUUCAGCAACAGGAUCAGUCACGGAUGCUACUUUGGAAAAAAAAUAUCUCGAGGAUGUCCUAGUGGGUAAAAUGUCAGGAGCAACAAAAAAAACGAAACUGGAAUUCACAACCAGAACCUGGACUGCAAAACCUGUAUUACCUCCAGAAUUAAGAGAAGAGCCAAGUUAUAUUGAAUUUUACAUUGGAAUAUUGAAAGACAAAAAAACAAUAUCAAAAGCAAUACAAAGUAUUUCUCAAAUACUUCCUGGAUUUCAUCACUUGAAACGAUGUUCUAAUCAAAAAAUUCUUAUUUGUCCAUGUAGAGAGUCAUUAUCAGACAAAGAAAUUUAUCUUGGAGAAAAUUGUAAUAAUUUAUCUUUAAAUUUAUCUUCAGACGAUGUUAAAGCUUUUCUCGAAAAAAAAGGAUUUGACCUAUCUCUACUCGAAGAUAACUUUGAGAUAAUUUCCGUUCCACUUAGAGCGCCGAAAACAAAAAUUCAAGCAUCCAAAGCAUCUAAAGUAUGGCCAGUGAAUUUUCAUCCGGACAUUAGACUCGAGGCUGUUCUUUCAGGCAAAGAAUUCAAUGACAAGCAACUGGAUUCAAUGGAAAAAUGUAUGCGAAUAAUAAUAGAAGCGGCAAAAAGGGAAUCAAUUGGAAAUGAAAAUUGUGGUGGAAGUGCAAUGAUAGUCGAUCCAGAGAGUGGACAAAUUUUGGCACUGGCAACGGCGAAAAUUAAUCAGCAUCCAAUGUAUCAUGCAUCAAUGUUGGCCAUUGAUCUUGUCGCUAAAUCCCAAGGCGGUGGUGUGUGGAACCUAAAUAAUGAUGAUAAUGCCACUAAGAGGAAAAUUUCCUCCCUACACGACAUGACUCAUCAAGAUAAAUUAGAGAAUAAAAGGAAAUUUCACUCGUCAAUUCCACUUUGUUAUCCCACAAUGUCGGACAUUGUAUUUCCUGAAUUAGAACCACUGACAAAGAAUACUCACACAGAAUCAAAACUAGAAAUUCCGAAGAUGGAAAAAUUCAAGAAUUCCGAAGAUGAUUCAAACAAUUCAUACAAUUCAAAUAAUACAGUGAAAAUUAAAGAGGGACCUUAUUUAUGUACUGGAUAUUGGGUAUUUCUACUUCAGGAACCAUGUCCACUUUGUGCAAUGGCAUUAUUACAUUCGAGAGUUGGUAAAAUAUUUUAUGGAAUGGCAAACGUCUCGUCGGGAGUCCUUGGAAGUAAAACUGUCUUGCAUUCGUUACCUGGUCUUAAUCAUCGUUAUCAGGUCUGGUGUGGGAUUCUCGAAUCCGAAUGUAAACAAAUGGCGGAAAUUAUACCUUAGUUUAAAUAUUUUGUAAUAACGCAGAUUGAUUUAUAUGUCUCGAAAGCGAAACUCCAUUUUUUAUAGUUAAAAAUUGUUGAGAGUAAAUUAAACGUUGUUAAAUUUAGGUAAACAAUGUUUCUAUUCAGUUUAAAUGAUAUAAUAAUGAUUGCAUAGAGAUAACACUAUUGGAAAAAGAAAAAAAAAGGAGUAAAUUACUUCACUUCCUUUGUAAUUAAAGUGCCUCUCAUUGGGAAGGGGACAUUUGUUUGUAACCUCGACAAUCCCAAAACGUAGUUUCAAUGUUAAAAUUUGCUUUUGUAUCGUGUAUGUGACUUGUUGAGAAUAUAAUUUACGAUUUUGUCAGACUUCUGUAAUCGAUACUAUAUUUUUUAUCUCGUACUUCUAUUGUUAGUUAUUUCGUAUUGAUACUGAUAAUUUUCGUUAAAUAAAUGAAUCAAAAUUUUUUUUAA